Molecule: messenger RNA, 8069 nt
Organism: Linepithema humile (Argentine ant)
Lineage: Eukaryota; Metazoa; Arthropoda; Insecta; Hymenoptera; Formicidae
Source: RefSeq, a predicted model, not a curated record
UAAUUUUUGUAAGAAUUAAAAAAAGAAGAGUGAGUUGAACCGAGAUUAAAGUUAAUCUACGUUGGUGGAAUCGGGCAUAAGUGUUGAAUUCUUCGGUGUCGGAUUCUUUGAUAGAGCUAAAGUACUUAAAGCAAUUAUCAGCAGUAUCUACAACGGUUAAAUAUACUACAAUAUUCUAGCUGAUACAGCUGAAGGCGUAUUUAGCUAGGGUACAACGACGAGUGAUUGUAAGCUCUUCUAGGUUAUUUUUCAUAACCAUAAACGUUACGAGAAACUAGCGCAUAAGAUGGAUCAAAAUAUUAGAACACCUUGCUGGGUGCGAGGCGGCAGGAUCGAAGAAAUAGUUUGGAUCGGCAAGGAAGUGCUCGCCUGGUGCAGCGGCUUAUACAUCGUGUUCUUUCACGUUAUCAAGAAGCAACAGACACUGCGUUGGUGCUGGAACAACGCAACCGGAGACGGUGCUCACUGCAUAUCGGGUCACGUGUCCUCGCCGAUUUUCGCCUUCUCCGAAAGAUCUCUGAAUCCGCGCAUUUUUAUCCUCGCGUAUCCCACGAUGACGAAGAUUUGCGAGUGUGUCCAAGGAUGCCCCAGCGGUUAUUUGGCAAUCGCGUUCACGUCUCAUGAUUAUCUCGUGUCGUUAGGCUCGUAUCCGGAUUUCCCCAUGAUUAUAUGGUUUUGGAGAACCGGCGAGAAGAUUGCGAUCGUGAACACGCCUAUACGCGACGAGGUCGGUCAGAUAAUUAGAAUAACUCCAAUGGGACGCACUGUGAUCGGUCAAAUGGGAAAGACUUGUGGAAAAUUGCUUAUCUGGGAACUCGAUGUUGCCGGCAAGAUUGUCAUUUUAAAAGAUCACGAAGUGAAGUUGCCGAGGGAAGCCAAGAUUCAUGGAAUCGAUUGGUGUCCCGUACCGAACGAUCCUUUAUUGGCUAUCGUCGAUUUGGACGGUCACAUAUAUUUGAGCAAUUACGACGGCACUGAGGUUCGUCGCAUCGUCGUCUCGCAACGCUGCGGAAUUUGCGUAGACAUCGAGCUGCCGGCCGUAUGCUGGUUUCGCGGUGGGAUUAUUCUCAGGACGACCUUCUGUCAAAUCCGCUAUUUCGAGAGAGAGCCGAAGACCAACGUCUGGUGCAAGCAAUGGUACGUCAAGUCGGUCUACAAGCCUCACAUCUUGGUCACGCAUCCCUUCAAGAAUGAUUGGCUCUUUUAUUACACUCUCGAGGGCCACUUGAUGCAGAUUGCCUUCAGAGAGAACAAAGGCACCACGUUGGUGAUCUACAGGCAUUUGCAUUCUGGCGGCAGAUAUCACUUCGUUGAUUUCCUGCAUCCUUGGUGCCAUCAUCUCGCGGUGACGGACGAUCUCAAGGAGCUGACCGUUCUCGAGAGCUACAACGGCAGCGAGGUCUCCAAAGUGGAAUUCGAUAUCGAGGGCGUUAUAUCGGCUCAGGCUACACAUCCGGCAGAUCCGAUGAUCGUCGUUGUUAGCGAUCAGGGUGAAAUGAUAGUCCUGGGUGUCACCGAUCCGGAGCAACCAACGAUACUUGCGCACUUUCGUCUUCAGCAAGAGCCCUUGGAUCUCGUAAAAUUUUCUCGCUCCGGCAAAUACCUGAUCGCCGCGCAGAAGGAGACGGGCGACUGUUAUUGCAUAAGCCUGCGGCGCGACGGACCGUGGAGCGUGAUGGCCCGGCUGCGAGCGAGGAAGCGUCUCGCCGACGUGAUGCUGUACGACGAGGACGAGGAGACGCGUGGGAGCGUGAGAGUACUCGCGCUUCAAGCGAAGUACGAGCAUUUCUCGUCAGUGGGUCAGCAGUUUCUCGUGUACGACGUGUCGCACGAUCGUACGAUCGUCGACGAGGCCGGCGGCGCCGUGACGCUGCCCGCGCUCUUCUACGAAUUAUGUCACGCGCCCAAUGAUAAUCCGCGACUGCUGAUCGGCACACCUUAUCUCGAGCGGCGACUGCACGUGCUGAAGCUGCAGCGCGAUUUCAAGGACGUGACCUUGACGGACGUGGCGCUUACCGGUCAUCACGUUCGCCUCGCCCGCGUCUUCGCCGAUCGACGCUGGAUUGUAACGUGCGCUUAUGACGGACUGAUUGUUGUCCGUGACAAAACGGCGUGGCAGAUUGUCGCCGCGAUACCGGCGCAUCAUAGACUCGACUCGGGCAGCAGGAAGGCGAUCGUUAAUCCUGAGGGUGACGCGAUAGUCGCUCUUGGUCACGACGGUUCUCUCGUGUGCAUUCGUCAUACGAGUAAAAAGUACAGGAGAACGAAGGAUCGGCGAUCGGAACUGAAAGUGUCUAUCCGGUGGACGACUUGUACGAGAAGCAAAAGGAGAAGAUACUCUCCGAUUACGCUUCCCUGGACCCGGUGUCGUGCCUCGCUGACUCGAGUCAAAGAAAAAUUCCCAGCAGCCGGCGAAAACAAGACCUGGAAGGAGUGGCAGCAGAACGAACAGCUGAAGAAAGAGACGAUGCUCUAUGCCGCGGAGAAAGCCGCCAUUGCAAAAGACCUGGCAGUUUUGAAAGCUACUGUGAAGCAACUGCUCGACGCCAAUGAGACGCGUCCGGAGAUAGAGAGGCUGCCGAUAUCGGCAUUUGAUCUAAACUUGACGAGUCGCGAAGCGAAGCUGAAGGCGGCCGAGAAUGAGCGCGAGGAAGUUCGCGCGAAGCUGGAGUAUCUCUGCGCGUCGAUGGGAAGCGUGGCCGACUGGAUUAAGAGAACUUACUGGGAUACGCAGAUCGUAUUGGGUCGCUCGAUAUUCUCGUUUCACGGCGACACGGAGAUAACGAAUUAUCCGCUGACCGAGGAGGAGCCGUACUUCAAGGAUCACCUGCGCUGGGCGCAGUUCAGCAGAGAGUCAAUGAGCGGCAUCAUCGACGGCGAUACCUUCCAGCCGUGGCGCAUUUACACAGACGAGGAGCUUCAGACGGCGCUGAACAAGCUUGUUACGGUAUAUCACGAGGACGACAGACGCAAAAUGGACGUGUUCUUCGAAGAAGAGGAACGUGAGAUCGAUCCAGACGAGCUGGCGGAACUGAGGAUAUUCGAUGGCAUGACGACGCAUCGGUUCGUCGAGCAAUCGCCUUACUAUUACUCGCAGAUGGAGUCUUACGGGUUCGCGCACGUGACGCUGGACGAUCGUUAUCUGAUGCACGACUGCACCAAGCUCCAAGCUCACUUCAACAAACUCUUCGACGACAUGUACGCGGCGAAGGAGCAGGAAAUGAGCGUGAUACGUGAGAGAAACGAGAAGAUACGUCAUAUAGACUCCGAGCUGAGGAUAAUGUUCGCCGAGAGCGUGCCGCAGGUCCCCGUUGAUCCGCAGUGGCAUCCCAAGGAGAAUGUAGAGAGCAUUAUUCAAGUGUCCGACGACGAGGUCAAGGCGAGGCCGUAUGUGUCGCCGUCGCAGCAAGAAAUUCUAAACAGGCAAGCGGCGAAAGCGGAACGAAUGAAGCAGUUGUUGUUAGUCGACGAUUUUCGCGAACGCGCCUUGAUAAAGAUGAUGGACGGCGUGUUGGAGAUUCGAUGGGAGGACGUUAUCAAGAUCGAAGUACGUAAGCCCGCGUGUAUGCUGGAGAAACAGUCGGAACAAUACACGCCCAGCGACAUCGCGGCCGUGAAGAAGUACGAGGCGAACGUGGAGAUUCUCCGACAGGAGCGCGAACGUUAUAAAAGGAUACUCGAGGCAGAAUAUGCGAAGAUUAACGGACUUCUGCAGGACGGCAUCGACAAAUUUGACGCAAAGCUGAAUGAAUUUUUUCAGCUGAAGUUGAAAAUCGAAGCGGCGAUAAAUCAGUUGAAGCUGCGACACAUACGUGGCCGUAUACGAAAUCUGGCGCGAGUCGAGGGGGUGAGAGAGGACGACAGAGCGAAACAAGAGAUGUCCAAAAAGCGCGAAUACGAGAGCGUGCUGGAGGAGCAUCUGCGGAAGCUGCACGACGUUUACGAGAACAUGCUCGCGCAACACGACGAUCUCUGCGCUCGCGAGAAGGCGAUAAUAAAGAGAUUGCAACCGGAAUUCGCCGCAUUGUCGAAGACGAACGUCAAGCUGCUUAUGCAAGAGUACAAACGAAGACCGAAGAUGUCCCUGAAGAACGUCGCCGCCAGCGAUCUCGUAAAUCUCGCGAAAUAUCUCACAAGCGACACCAGUCCGACUUAUUUACCGACCGAAUGUGUAGAUUACUCAAAGAUCCUCGAGAGUCUCGACGCGAGACCCAACGAACUGCUGCAAUCGAUCGACGCGAGUUGCUGGGAUCACCUGAUUCAACUGCGUCGUCAGAAGAUCGUCGUGGAACUCAGGAUCAGAGCUCGACAACUGGAGAUAGCCGCCGUGGAGCGAACAAUCGCCGUGUUCGAGGAUAAAAUCGACAAGUGCAAGUCGAGCGCGAGUCUUCUGCGGGACCGAUUGAGGAGCGCGAGAGAUGAGCGGAUAAUACGCGAGCAGGAUACCGAGAUGCAGUUCGUGUUGAAAAGAGGCCAGGUGGAGCUGGAGCUGCGAGGUGAACGGCAGGACACGAUGGACGCCGUCUUGGUGCCGCGCAGCGAAAUCGAAGAGGUCAACGAGCACAUCCUCGCCGCAGGAGCGCGUAAAUUGAACGCUCUGAAACGUCUAAUUGACUUCCGCAACGGAACACUGUCGAUUGAGUGGGAGCACAGUUGCCUGAAGAUGCGCUUCAAGGAGCUGAAGGAGGAUCUCUGCUUCGUGAAGAACAUCAUGGCCACUCGCGACAUACGAGCCUACUUGAAGAAGAGGGCGAAGGGUCUGCGCGAUGAUAAAACCGCGGUGCGUCUCGAGAGAAAAAUCGAAAGCACGAAGGAAGUUUUGGAGAAAGCGUUGUCGAAGGAGGUGAGCAAACUGGACCACCUUCGGCAGAAAGUCACCCGCGCGAAGAAAAAGAAUGCCGAGCUCGAUCGUAUCGUCACGGAGAUGAACGUGGUGAGAUGGAAGCUGGAAUAUCAGCGCGACAUCACGCAGGAGACGAGGCAGCGAGAGCACACGGAACGAAAGAUGCAUUUGCUGAAACAGCGAUCCGAUUUGAUUAGGAAGCUGCAGGACAAUUACGUCGAGCUGCUGGAGCUGCAGACCGAACACAACUUGUUGAGACUACGAACGUAUCCUGCGUUGGGUGACUUUGAGACGUUGGAUGAUAAGGUCUGUACUGCCAUCUGGCGACGCAAUCGCCGGCGCGUUGUACGACGCAGUUCGGUUUUCACCGCGGAGGAAGCGACGGCAAUCGACGCGGAGGCGGUGGAGGCGGCGGCGGCGGCGGCAAUGGCAUCCGUGACUGGACACUGCAUAUGAUUUCACGAUCGCUACAAUCGCCAGCCGGAAGAGGAAUAUUCGAUAGCACCUCGGCGACUCUUGCUGGCCGGAGAGGAGAUUUCGCAGGAUGACGCGCGACUCGCUCGCGAGUUCUCGAGGGACAGAGGGAGACGGACGAGGAUAUAGAGACCUUAAGGUACAAUGCGACGCCUGUGGGUAGCCAUUGACAGAAACGGCCGUGUCAUCCCAGCCAUGAUACACCCCAUUGUGCCUCCAAAGGACCUUCUGGAGACUGCAUUAUCGUUCCUAUAUCUUUUUAUUAGACCGCUGGUCCUGAUUUCUCUCCUCCCCUCCGGCCCCCGUUUCUCGCUUUACCGGAGGAGACGCGUAUGCGCGAGAGACGAUGCUGCCGGGUAUACACUCGACACGCACACAUACACACACCUCGCGAUGCGUCAGCAAGAAAUGGGAGCUGUAUCUCCUCUCUCGUUCGAGACGCGGUGCAGCACUGCGAGAGCGUAAUUAAUUUCGUCGGCUCUCGGAUGCGGGGAAUAGGAAUCGAUAUCGAAGAUCACCGGGAAAUGAUGAUUUCAAAUUGAACACAAUUGACUUUCCUUCGAAUGGAGUACCACAAUGUAUGUAGAUACAUUAGAAGUCAUGAUGAAAUAGCGAUAGUCACAUGGCGAUACUCAUUAUGCGUUACAAAAUAUUUCUUUCGUUCUAUAUUUUAUUUGAAGAAAGUUUCUUUAGAUAUUGUAUAUUUGCGGAAGCUUCUUGAAGCUUACGUUAGAUUUGUCGUCACACACAUGAAUGAAAUCACAAUUGGUUUGGGAUUUUGAGAUUAUUUUUCAAAAUGUUGCGUUAUUCGAAUUGAUCGCAACGAAAAGAAAUCUUUUCUAUGACAAUUACAAUCAACAUGAAUAUUGUCGACAGUAUAUUAUUGCACAGCCGCGUGAGAAUUAUGCUGCGGAUUUCACACUGACAACACGUAUUUGCGAUGGCAGUAAUAUUAACGUCGCGGAGGAUCGAUUGGCGUGCGACUUUUAACCGGAGAUUAGGCGCUACGAGGGCUCAUCGCGAAGUUCACGAUGAUGAUGCAGCGUGCGGUCGCAAUUACGGCCGAGAAUCCGGCAAUUAUGCCGCGCCGUCGAGUGCAAAGGUGACACGCUAACGGCGGAGUGAUUGAUUCUAGCGAAAACGCGAAUCAGGGAACAAUUUGUCAAGCCGUCGACGUUCCAUCUCUCGCAACACGGCCACGCAGCGUGAAGAUACCGAUCUCCUUACUUCGCGCGCGCGCACGCGCUUACCUUCCCGGCUCCUUCGCCGUCCGUUCGAUACCUGGCAUCGAUACCGCGACUGCAUCGGCGGCCGCCGGCGAUGUAAUGCCGCCGCCCCGUGCGAUUUUCGAGUUACGCGCGCGAUCGCGAAUGGACAAUGCAUUUCAGCGGGACGUGGCCGCCGCAAAUCGCACGCUUCUCGGGCGCGAUUUCGCGCGUGGGAACACGCGGGAAAGGUCGACCGGAUCUCGAAGACAACACGAGUCUCCCUAUCCGCGGAUCGACAAUGCGCGAAAGGAGCGGAAAAAAGGGCAUACGCGCGCCUAUCGAAGCGGCAACCGAAGCGCUUUUCCAUAAGCAUCGACAGCCGCUCAUUCGACCAUUAUCGCCGUCGCUGCGAGAUAGAAAGGCUGAUUUAGACGCGGAAUCGUACCUAUUGGCGCACCUCGUGCGAGCAAGGGAAACACCCUGCCCACACGCGCGGUGCUGCGAACAUUUGUUUGGAUUUCACGAUGAGGUGUGUCUCGAGAAAAGGGGGAUUGUUCUCUUUUCCAGCGCUGGGUGAGAAAACGCAACUUUCGCAGGAUGGUAUACUUGCGAAAGUUUAGAUUCUUAAAUUGCAAAGAAUAAUUUUUUUACGCAAAGAUAUUUUCGCAAACACAAAGGAUAUAUUGAAUAAUUUCAUUUUAAUUUCUGUUAAAAAUUAUUUCUUUUCAACUCUGUUGUUCGACGCAAAUUAUUCCGAAAUUAUGAUUUUUAUUAAAUUUACUGCAACAACUAAACACGUUUACAAGAAAGAUAUCGAUUUAAUUGAGGAAUAUUUUCAAAAAGGCGAAAGUUAAAAUCAUCUCGUUUGAAGUUUCCCUGAAAGAGUUUUUUUUCUUUCAUUUCUUCGAUCGACCACGAUGCUGCGCAUUAUCCGGAGAUUGUAAAUCGCGUUAAUGAAAUCUACGAGGCCGCCGACGUAAUGAAAGCUCGCGCUGUUAAUCGCGCCGCGUAACAAACGCUCACGCGGCACGCAUACGUCAGUCCGGGAUCGUUAUCUGUUCUCGCUCUACCCCGGUGUCAAGAAGUUAGUCCUCUCUCUGGGGGUUGCCGAAAGAGAAAGGCAUAAAGACAGGAGGGUGGUUAGCUCGCACCGGUGUUUUUGCUCCCUCUUAUACCGCGCCGGAACACCCCCCGUUGUCUCACCGGCGCCCGAUCUCGCUAUCUCGAAUCCCGUUUAUUAAAAAACACAAUUUGAAAGAUCGGCCACUAGCUCGCGUGGGACUCUUGAUUGGAUUUUAUGAUCCCGGCAGCUGCUCCGCCCGUAUCUUCGUGACGAGUCCUUCGCGCGACACAAGCGAGAUUGAUCGUAAACAAAACGCUUCUUCGCUGGCUUUAUGAGCUCGUUUUUAUAUAUCGACUGAGAAUUGCGAAAUUAAGACGCGCAAAAAAUGCCCUAUUCGCGACGUGAGACAAUAAAUCAGAAGCGUUUUUGCACACUAUCAGAUUUUUCGAGUUUAAAUUAUAUUUCCUUUUUUUCUGAAAAA